Molecule: messenger RNA, 2280 nt
Organism: Pistacia vera
Lineage: Eukaryota; Viridiplantae; Streptophyta; Magnoliopsida; Sapindales; Anacardiaceae
Product: subtilisin-like protease SBT3
Exons: 1
Biological process (GO): proteolysis
Molecular function (GO): serine-type endopeptidase activity
Source: RefSeq, a predicted model, not a curated record
AUGGCUAAGCUGCUACUAGAACUUAUGUGCUUCUUUAUUACCUUCUCAGCCCUCACCUCACUGCCACAACCAGACACAUACAUUGUUCAUAUGAACUUGUCAGCUAUGCCAAAGGUUUUCAUGCACCAAUUUGGAUGGUACUCUGCCACACUUUCUUCAAUAUCACACGGCAUUAAAUUAAAUACUACCACUUCCACCACAAUGAGCAUUCCUUCAAAGCAUAUAUAUACUUACACUAAUGUAAUCCAUGGUUUUUGUGCAAGUCUCUCUCCAUUAGAGUUCACAAUCCUUCAAAAUUCCCCUGGCUAUCUAUCUUCCAUAUGAGAUGUGCCUGUCAUAGCACACACAACCCACACAUCGCGAUUUCUUGGCCUAAGCUUGACCACUGGGGCAUGGCCAAGUUCUAAUUUUGGGAAAGAUGUAAUUAUUGGUUUGGUAGACUCUGGAAUAUGGCCAGAGAGCGAAAGUUUUAGUGAUGUUGGAAUGGGCGAAGUUCCAGCUAGAUGGAAAGGAAGAUGUGUGGAGGGUACCGGCUUUAAUUAUUCAAUGUGCAACAAGAAGCUUAUCGGAGCUCGAUUUUUCAACAAGGGUUUGCUUAGUAAUAAACCCAAUGUCACUGUCUUAAUGAAUUCAACUCGGGAUACUGAUGGACAUGGAACUCAUACGUCGUCAACUGCAGCGGGAAAUUAUGUUAAGGGUGCAUCUUUCUUUGGUUAUGCCAAGGGAACUGCACGGGGAAUGGCGCCGCGGUCUCAUUUAGCAAUGUACAAGGUGUUAUGGGAUGCUGGUGCCUAUGCAUCAGAUGUUAUUGCAGCAAUUGACCAAGCAAUCGUUGAUGGUGUUGAUGUCAUUUCGUUAUCAUUUGGCUUAGAUGGAGUUCCAUUGUAUGAGGAUCCUGUUGCCAUGGCCUCAUUUGCUGCCACGGAGAAAGGUAUAUUUGUGGGAUCAUCAGCUGGAAAUGAAGGGCCUUGGUUUGGUACUGUGCACAAUGGCAUUCCAUGGAUAUUAAAUGUUGCUGCUGGUACAAUAGAUCGUAAUUUUAAUGGGAUUAUUACUCUUGGAAAUGGAGUUUCACUAUUGGGAUCUUCUCUUUACAUUGUAAAUUCAUCUCAAAGCCGCCUACCACUUGUUUUCAUGGAUGCAUGCGAUAAUUUAGACAAGCUAAAACAAGUUGGGGACAAAGUCAUUGUUUGUGAAGAUAAGAAAGAAUUUGUAGGCAUUCAAGUUAAGAAUGCUGCUGCGUCAAGAGUGGCAGGAGGAGUCUUCAUAUCUAACAGUUCCUACUUGGAAUUUUUCGUUGAAACCUCCUUUCCAGCAUUAUUUCUUCUCCUCCAAGAGGGUCAAGCAGUCCUUGGUUACAUAAAAAAAACCUCUAACCCAACAGCUAGUAUGCAAUUUAUAUUGACUCAAGUGGGUGGAAAACCAGCACCCAAGGUCGCUGCUUACAGUUCUAGAGGACCAUCUUCAAGUUGUCCUAGCAUCUUAAAGCCUGACAUUAUGGCUCCUGGCUCUUUGGUUUUAGCAUCAUGGACUCAAACAAGUCCUGUAACUGAUUUUGGAGCAAAUGAUUUUUUCGGUGAAUUCAAUAUCAUAACCGGAACAUCCAUGGCUUGUCCUCACGCAGCUGGAGUUGCAGCCAUUUUAAAGGGUGCACACCCCAAAUGGAGUCCUGCAGCCAUUCGAUCUGCAAUGAUCACCACAGCUGAUCCAUUUGACAACACACUUAGCGCUAUUAAAGAUCUUGGAUAUCAUGACAAACCAGUAAGUCCUUUGGCCAUGGGUGCUGGUCAUAUAAAUCCCAACAAAGCAUUAGACCCUGGACUCAUUUAUGAUGCAACUGCAGAAGAUUAUGUAAAGCUCCUAUGUGGGAUGAACUACACUGCAGAGCAAAUUCAGAUGAUUACAAAAUCAUCUUCUUAUAAAUGUUCAAAUCCAUCAAGCUUGGAUUUGAAUUACCCUUCUUUUAUUGCCUUCUUCAAUGCAACCGAUGCAUCUUCGGGGAAAAAACUUGUGCAUAAUUUUCAGAGAACAGUGACUAAUGUGGGAGAUGGAAAGGCACAUUAUACAGCUAAGGUGGCACCAAUGACAGGUUUCAAGGUGAAUGUUGUGCCAAACAGGUUGAUUUUUAAACACAAGUAUGAGAAGAGAAGCUACAAACUCAGUAUAGAGGGGCCAAAAUUAAUGAAAGAAUUAAUAGUUCAUGGUUCUCUUAGUUGGGUAGAUGCUGAAGGCAGGCAUGUGGUGAGAAGUCCAGUUGUAGUAACCAGAGUUAAACCAUAA